Messenger RNA from Pseudogymnoascus destructans, 2767 nucleotides. It is a transcript of the gene YAP1, whose product is annotated as DNA-binding transcription factor yap1. The coding region runs from base 281 to 2218 and encodes 645 amino acids. The transcript is spliced from 3 exons. Gene Ontology annotation, molecular function: DNA-binding transcription activator activity, RNA polymerase II-specific; transcription cis-regulatory region binding. Gene Ontology annotation, cellular component: RNA polymerase II transcription regulator complex. Lineage: Eukaryota; Fungi; Ascomycota; Leotiomycetes; Thelebolales; Thelebolaceae. The record is from RefSeq and is a predicted model, not a curated record.
CACCACUACCACCACUACCACCACCACUGGUAGACUACCACCACCACUACCACCCACCACUACACCACCACUACCACUACCACUACCCUUCAACCACCACCCACCACCCCACCCAUCCCGCUUCCCGCCUCUUCUCUUCUCUCUUCCAACCCUCACACCAAAACCCGCUCCUGAACUCACCGGAAUCUCGCUGGCUGAGUCCCGCCUCAAACCCUCUCUCUCUCUCGUUCGUUCACCAAAACAUCUCCAGACAACGACAACCUCGCGGCACACCGACGAAAUGGCCUCCGCUACCACCAACGGCUUCCAUGCGCCGAAUUUCAUCCUCUUCCCCCACCAGCAGGACCUCCUCUUCACCGCCCUCAAUUCCAACCGCACCACUGCGGCGGACCAGCAGAACGGCGACGCCCAGACCAUUGCUCCUGCCGCCUUUGACAACACCACCACAUCGCCGCUCCAGGCGCCCGGAUCCGGGAGCCUGACGAACCUCAACGAGAGCCCGUUCAUCGAUUACGACUACGACUUCGACAACGACGCCAGCUAUGGCGAGUACGACUUCAGCAACCUCCCGCAGGGCCAGAUGAUUGGCAACCUGCCCGGUACGUCAUCGGAUGGCGAUGCGGGGGCGAACGAGUCCCACGACAAGCGCGGCCUGUCGGACGACGAGGAGAACGACGAUGAGCCGGAUGGCAAGCGCAGGGAUGGCGACGAUAAGACGUCCAAGAAGCUGGGGAGGAAGCCACUAACUUCAGAACCGACAUCGAAACGCAAGGCGCAGAACCGCGCGGCACAACGUGCUUUCCGUGAGCGCAAGGAGAAGCACCUCAAGGACCUCGAGACUAAGGUUCAGGAUCUGGAGAAGGCAUCCGAGGCGGCGAACCAUGAGAAUCUCAUCUUGCGCGCCAAGGUGGACAAGAUGACCGCGGAGCUGAAGGAAUACAAGCAGGCUGCGGUGAGCCGGCAGACUGGAAACCCUCUGAUGCCCAUGCUGUCGACGUAUCAGAAGGCGAGUCAGGCCCCCCACAACCCCAACGACGUCAACUUCUCCUUUGAGUUCCCCAAGUUCGGCCAGCUCCCCGGACCUCCCGUUCUCAGCAAGCCUUCCAAGUCAACGACAUCACCCGGCGAAGCCCCAUCCCGCUCAACAAGCUUCACAAGCAACCUCAGCCCCCUAGACAGCGGUUCGCGCAACUCCCUCAGCUUCGGCUCGAACCAGAACCUCGCCAACACAAACCAGUCCAACAACAACUACUCCGGCAACGGCGCGGCGCUCGAGGGAAUGACCAACGGCAACUUCGACUACAUGGUCCACCACAACAAAGGCAGCACCUCCGCCUCCAGCGCCGACUCCGGCAGUGGCCCAACCAGCACCGGUCACAACACAUCACACUCCUCCCCCACCUCCUCCAACUCCCACCACGGCACCAGCUCCUCGUGCGACACCUCGCCUGAACCCUACACGCAAUCCCCUCCCGCAUCCAAAACCGCCGCCGCCGCCGCCGCAGCCGCAACCACAACACUCUCCACCAUCGGCGAGGAAUCCCACGCCGACCCGGCAAUCGACAGCCAAUCCUCCUUCUACUCCAAGCUCUCGCAAGUCUGCGGCUCUGCCUCCCAACCAAUCCCACGCACCAUGACCUCUCCCCCUCUCGCCCCCUCCACCACCGCACCCACCCCCGCUUCUAACUCCUCCUUCGACAUCAAUUCCCUCGACUGGCUGGCGGCGCAGAACGGGAACCAGUUCGAUCCGCAGCUGUUUGGGGAUUAUCGCGAGCCGCAUGAUAAUAUCCUGACGGGGUUGUAUGAUGAUUCGUUUUUUACUGAGGCGUUUGCUAUCCCUGGGGAGUUCUCGGGGAGUCCGUUUACGUUGGAUGCUACGCCGCAGUCGCAGCAGACCCAGCAGACGACGCAGCAGCAGCACCACCAGGGAGGGAAGAAGGAUUUGAUUGGGGAGAUUGACGCACAGCUUGGUGAGGAGGAGGUGGUACCUGCUGCGAGCGAGAUGCUCACGUGCACGAAUAUGUGGGAACAAAUCCAAGCCUGCCCCGCCGUCCAGAACGGCGAGAUCGACAUGGACAGCCUGUGCUCGCAACUCCAGCAGAAAGCCAAGUGUAGCGGUGAGGGCCCUGUCAUUCAGGAGACGGAUUUUAAGGAUGUGCUGGAUACGAUGUUUGCGCCGGGGGGGUUCCAGGCUUUCCCGCUGACUAAGGGGACUUGAGCACGCAGCGCGCGCAGGGCUUUUACUAGGUACUUGGCUUGCACUGGGACGGGGACGGGAUCUGGGGUGGAUUGGAAUGACAUGAGUAAAAUGGGAAACGGAAUGGAAAGGGAACGUGGCAUGCUACGGCGUCACGAGUGCGUAGGGGUGAAUGGGGUGUCUGGAAUGGAAAUUUUGAUAGCUGGUAUUUGGGCUACAAACUGGAGGGGUUUUACGGUGUUCUUGCCUUUAUGCUUCUACUUCUUCUUUUAAUGGCCCAGACAGAAACAAUUUAAUGGUUGCUUAUACUCCCAUCUUUUUUUUGGAAAAGGGGGGGGGGGCUUUCGAUGAUGAGGAUUUUGGAUGAUUUGAUGCGCAACGAGCGCCUUGUUUUUUGGUUUUAUGGGGUGACGCGUUCUGCUUUUCUUGUCUUUUUUUCCAUUUCCACUCCAUCACUUUUGAGUUCAGACGGUUUCGAUCCCACGUUCCGAUUCGCUCCCUUUCAAUUCGUUUCGUUUCGCUUCGUUUCUAGGGGCAUGGUGUGGGAAAGGAGAUUAUUAUGAAAGGAGG